Molecule: messenger RNA, 5523 nt
Organism: Staurois parvus
Lineage: Eukaryota; Metazoa; Chordata; Amphibia; Anura; Ranidae
Source: the annotation of a GenBank genome assembly
GAUUUCCAGUUCAGACAGCUGACAAAGUUGCGAAUCUUCCAGCCUCCACAAGAACUUCCCAAAGAUCGCUCCACUCUCUUGGCUUUAUCCAACAAGUAUGGGUUCCUGUUUUUUGGUUGUCCUUCUGGCCUGAAGAUUUUCUCCACCAAAGAUGUUCUUAUCCCAAUAAAAGCUGGAGAGGACCCAAACAGCAUUGUUGCCAGUCCACCUGGGAUUGAAGUGCCAACCACAUAUCCAGUGCAUCAUGUGGCCUUGAGUUUUGACAACCUCACUCUGUCCGUCUGCAUGUCCUCCAGUGGAGGUGGCUGUACAAUCUCCUUCUAUGAUACUCGUACACUACUGAACAAGGCCAAGCAGCCUAAACAGGCCUUUGCAUCUCAAACACUUUUGCAACAUGCUGGCAGCUUUGUUGCAGACCUUAAAUGGAACCCAGUGUCUCCCACUGUGGCUGUCUGUCUAAGUGACGGGAGCAUUGCUGUCCUACAGGUCACAGAGUCAGUAAGUCUGUAUGCUAGCUUGCCCGCAUCUACUGGGGUUACCUCAGUGUGUUGGAGCCCUAAAGGGAAGCAGCUGGCUGUUGGAAAAGAGAAUGGCACAGUUGUGCAGUACCUCCCGAAUCUCCAAGAGAAGAAAGUUAUUCCCUGUCCUUCCUUUUACGAUUCGGAUAAUCCAGUUAAAGUGCUGGAUGUUCUAUGGAUCAGCACAUACGUCUUUGCAGUGGUGUAUGCAGCUGCGGAUGGCUCUGUAGAAACAUCUCCUCAGCUUGUGAUGGUCUUGCUUCCGAAAAAAGAAGACAAACGAGGGGAGCGCUUCUUGAACUUUACAGAGAUCUGUUACUGCAGCAUCAACAAUGAAAGACAGCAUCAUUUCUUUAUGAAUUACAUGGAGGACUGGGAUGUCCUACUCGGAGCUUCUGCAGCUUCCGUAGAAGUCAGUGUAAUUGCCAAGCUACCUGAUCAGAACACCUGGGAACUAUGGAUUUUGGAAGAUUCUGGCCGAGCUGAGCUACCAUUAUCGGACAGCAACGAUGACACAUUGCCUAUGGGAGUUGUACUUGAUUAUACCAGCCAGCUAGAAAUAGCGAUCAAUGAAGAGAAAGUAUUGCCUCCUUCCCCCAUACUUAUUAUAAUUUCAACUGAUGGUGUCCUGUGCCCAUUUCAUGUGAUCAACUUAAUUCCAAAUGCAAAGUCUCUUACCACACCCCUGGAAGAACUCCGACUGGAGGGGGAGCGACAGUCUAGAAGUGCAUCAAGCGUUCCUUCCCAUGCCCCCCAGGCUCUUGGAGCUCCACCUAGUACACUUCCAGCCAUCAAUCCAUCUUUUAACAUUCCUGUAUCUAACCUUGCUUCCAAAGUUAUGCCAUCACCCCCUGCAUUUAGUUUGCCUGACACUACCAGCAAACCUGCCCAGGUGUUCACUCCUGCCGCUGCAAGUUUUUCCACCAAACCGCAGACCGCGUCACAGGUGUUCAGUGCUCCUGCAGCAAAUUUUCCCAGCAAACCUCAGGCUACUCCGCAGGGAUUUGGUGCAACUGCUCCAAGCCUGCCCAGCAAGCCACAAGCUAGUGCUUCACAUUUUGGUGUCUCAGGCCCUGUUGGAAAACCUCAAGAAUCUACUACAACUUUUAGCUUUUCUACAAAUUCACCAUCUGCUUCAGUAGGAACAGCCAACACUGGCUUUUCUGUGGCAGCAAAUCCCCAGGGUUUUUCCUUCUCUGUGCAGGGACCUCCAGCUUUUGGAACCUCCUCUUCCAAGCCGGACAACUCCCCUAACAUCGCACAACAACCAGCGGGCUCCAGUUUUGCAUUCUCUACAUCUAAUGUCAAAGUGAACCUUAACGAGAAAUUCAGUGCUGUUGAUGUAGCAGCCACGAAAUCUGGUUUUGCUCCUCAUAGCCAGUCAUAUCCUUUAACUCCUCCCGUGAAGUCCACAGUGGCAGUUGCUCCCCAGAGCAGCAUUGUGCCUCCACCACUUCAGUCACCGUCCUUGAUGGCUCCUAACCGCUCGUUUCCUGAGGGCCAUCUGCAACAAGCAACCCCAGUAAUGCGCCAGAAGACAUUGAAGAUCAGUUCAUCAGAGGUGAAGCAAACACCUCCUCAGCCCCAAGCUACCAACCCUAUUCUAAAUGCAAUGCAAGAAGAGAUUGCUCACUUUCAGAAAGAGAUGGAUGAAUUAAAAGUACGGACGGCAAAGUCCUGUUUCACUGUGGGGACAGAUGAGGAGAUGAGACAAUUGAAGACAGAGUGCAAUGAUCUUGAUUCCUUUGUGCGGGAAAUCAAGGCAACCACAGAGUCUCUACAUAAUGAUAUUGGAUGUCUUCAAACCACCCUGCGCGAUGCAUUUACAAUUGUGCAAGAUGCAAAAGAACUGAAUGAAAAAAAAAAGAAUCCAGUAUACCGCUGUCUUCUGCAGCAGAGACCUCUAGACCCUAAAAGUGAGGCACAGAUGCAGGAGAUUCGCAGACUCAAUCAGUAUGUGGAAUAUGCUAUUCAGGAUGUUAAUAAUGUCCUUGAUUAUCGAUGGGAGCAGUAUUUGUACAAUAGGAAAAAACAAAGGGGCAUUGCUGUUCCGCAGCGAGAGACGCUUUUUAACACGUUGGCUAGUCAUCAGGAAAUCAUAAACCAGCAGAGGCAACGUUUAAACCAGCUGGUAACCAAAUUGCAGGACCUCGCCCUGUACAACCAGACCUCUCAGUGGAGUGUACAGAUAGAGGCAUCCACUGGUCAGAGACAAUUUGAAGAAGAGCUAAAAAACCUGCAAAUUGCAAUGUCAAAAACUGCUUUGGACAUACAGCCCCAAUCUUCACCUAAAGUACAGCCCAAGAUAUCAAAAUUAAAGCUGAACCAGCUGAGAAAUUUUCUGGCCAACAGGAAACCGCCAGUGGUUAGAUCACUUGCCCCAGCCAACCUUUCUCGGUCAUUAUUCCUGGCCCCGAGUUACCUUGAAAACUUGGAUGAUGUAAGCUCAACAUCUGUAUCUGAGGCAGCACUUAAUGAAGAGAUUCAGGCACCUACACAACACGAGGCAUUUAAACAAGAGACUCCACCACCUGAGCCGUCUUCUCUCCGAACUGUGCGCCACGCUCCAGUGACACGUACUGCAUCUGUGCAACCAGGCUUUGGAACACCAUCACUUCCAUUUGGAAAAGCUCAGUCUCAAGUUGGUCCAAUUACAAGCACUCCUGCAGUCCCUGCACAAUCAAUCAGAGUGAUCCCACAGGGUGCGGACAGCACAAUGCUGGCAACCAAGACUGUGAAACAUGGAGCUCCCACUGUCACUGCUCCACAGGCAGCUGCUGCAGCAGCUAUGAGAAGACAAAUGUCCAGCCAGGUGCCAGCCUCGCUGACUGAAUCUACCCUGCAAACUGUACUCCAGGUGGUCAAUGUUAAAGAAUUAAAAGGCAAUGGGCCUGGUCCAAACAUUUCCACAGUGAUUGGGCCUUCCGUUCCACAGUCUGCUGCUCAGGCGAUCAACCAGGUGCUAGUGACAGUAGGAUCAGCUCCUGCUAAACAGGCUCAGGUGCAGCCACCCAGUGGAUUAAAGACACCAUGUGCUUCAGCUCCUACAAGCAAUGUCAUUGCACAACCAGGAUCUGGGUUGGCAACCAACAAAAUGGGACAAACCAGUUCAAAAUUUGAAGCCCAGACUACAUUGUCUUCAGCUGCCUUGACUUCUGGUAUACCAGGCAACAAAGCAUUUUCUUUUCCAGGACAAAGUGGUGUGUUCUCAUUGGGAAAUGGCGCUCCAUCCUCUGCUCCUUCAUCCAGUCUGGGAAGUACAGCUCAAGUAAAGGACACUAGCCAGCCAACCCCUUUAACCAACAGCAAUGGAAACAAAUUCCAGUUUGGCCUUGUACCUGAAGCAAACUUUGCUUUUGGGCCCCCUAAGCCAGGCACUGGUAACACCACUGCUAGCACCUCGGAUUCUACAAGUGCUAGACCAACCUCUGUCCAGGCACCUCCACCUACUACAUCACUAUCUACUGCUGCAGGCACUGCAGCAGCUGCACAGACCUUCACUGGUGGAGAGACUCUGGGAAGUUUUUCAGGACUGAGAGUUGGUCAGGUUGAAGAAGUACCUAAAACAGAGCCUACUAAAGUCACUCCGCCAAUACAGCCAGUAAAAAUUUCUGGUGCUGCUUCUUCGACAGCCAUUGGAGGUUUUCAGCCUUCAAAACCUGUAGAACCAGCUUCAACGACAAGCAGCUCUUCAGCCAUAUUUGGUAAUAUGAAAUUUGCAAACACGGGGAUACCUGGCAUGUUUAAUUCUAGUGGCAUUAAGCAGAACUUCUCAUUUGCAACACCAGCCACCGCAACAUCUGUAACUGAAGUUUCGUCCACAGUGCAAGUUACAUCAUCUCUGCCUUUUGGUGGUUUCAUAGCGCCUUCAACAUCACUUCAGACUCCUACAACAACAGUUUCUGCUGCACUGCUUACACCUGUACCUAGCUCCACAUCUGUGGAGGCCAAGCAACCAGCACUUGAAAAACCAUUGAAUGAGCCUGUGGUGCUCCCUCCUCAGCUGCAAGCAUUGCUUGCUGCCACAACAGACAGUAGUAAGGAGCCUGUUUCUGCAGCGGCUGGAAGAACAAUGACCACUGUUCCUGCUGUCAUACCUACAGUUACUAAAACACAACCUGCUACAGAAGCUAAGACAACUACACCUGUUUCCGUUUUUUCAACCACAGAAAGUUCCAAUUUAAAUGUCCCCAUCACAUCCACACCUACAUCAAUCAGUCAUCUGGCUCUUCCUGCAGCUACUACCUCUGAGGGACCCUCUUCUCAGACUCCAGUGUUGGUUACAUCCACUCCUACAUUAGGCCCAACCAGCACACAGGUCACAUCUGCACCUACAGGGUCUACUGCAACAGGAUCUUCUUUUGGCCAGCCUCUAGUAAUAGCUGCACCUACUCCAACCACAACAGCUGGUUCUCUCUUUGGCCCAGCCCCAGCACCUAGUACAGGUACUCCUCUGUUUGGUCAUCCAAGCAGUACAUCAACCACCACAUCUGGAAUUACUACUUCUGGCUUUGGCACACCAAGUUUUGGAUCAGUAGAUGGUGGUGGAGGCUUUGGACAGCCUGCGUUUGGUCAAACAGCAUCACUUUGGAAAGCACCAGCUAGCUCUGCCAGCAGCUUCUCCUUUGCACCAUCAGCCUAUGGAUCACAACCAGCCUUUGGGCAGACUCCUGCUUCAACUGCUGCAACCAGUAGUAGUGGCAGUCUGUUUAGAUGGCCUGCAAACACAGGCGGGUCAAGUACACUCUCAUUUGGGCAACUGCCAAGCAGCAACAGUGCAUCCACUGCUGGAGGAGGCCUAUUUGGACAGAGCAGCACCGCAGUUUUUGGCCAGAACUCCACAUUUGGGCAGAGUGCUCCUAUUUUCGGCAGUGCAAGCUCAUCUACAACAACAACGUCAUCUUCUGCGUUCAGCUUUGGGCAACCAUCAGCAUUUGGCUCCAAUUCCACUGGACCAGUAUUUGGCCAAUCACAAAGUGGCGAUGCAAACGUCUUUGGACAGGUA